This is a messenger RNA of Iphiclides podalirius (scarce swallowtail), 366 nucleotides long. The record is from the annotation of a GenBank genome assembly. Lineage: Eukaryota; Metazoa; Arthropoda; Insecta; Lepidoptera; Papilionidae.
AUGUGGACUUUUCUUUCUGGCCGCACCGUCUCCCCCCUGCCCCUUAACAGUUCCCCUCCCCCCGUCUACCCGCGAAGGCUGAUAAACGGGCGAGGGGCGGCGCGAGCGCAGCGCCACUGCCUCAGUCGCCUCUCGGACGCCGCACGGAGCGGUCAUGCGUGCGCUCGUACCGCUCAGAUAUUUACUAAAAAGCCGACAGAGAAUGUGCAGUGCAGUGACGUCGACAACGACGCGGAAGUGCUAGUGCAGUGUGCGUCGUCCGACGAAGGGAUUUCUGUUCGCUCCGAUCGCCCGAACCUCGGGAGGCUUCUGCGCACCGAUUCCGCUAACGAGUCGCGGAUCCGACAGCGGUGGCUGGCUUGUGCG